Tigriopus californicus is the source of this 1353-nucleotide messenger RNA. It is a transcript of the gene nesd, whose product is annotated as testicular spindle-associated protein SHCBP1L-like. The record is from RefSeq and is a predicted model, not a curated record. NCBI's taxonomy places the organism in Eukaryota, Metazoa, Arthropoda, Copepoda, Harpacticoida, Harpacticidae. Bases 1 to 1353 code for a protein of 450 amino acids. Gene Ontology annotation, biological process: male meiosis cytokinesis; spermatogenesis. The transcript has a single exon.
AUGAGUGAGGACCACCCACCCAAGGGAUUGCCAGAAGAAAAGAACGUGGAUCCGGCCGAGGGAUCCACGCUGAAUAACGGUUCGAUCCGCAUCAUGAAGCCUGCCACCAUCAGCAUGGAAGUUCGCCGAAGUGUCCUCCGUCGGAUUCUCUUACAGGGCCAAGAGGAACCCGACUCGGAUCACACUCAGGAUGAUGCCCAAGACUCGGAUGACGAGCCUCUCUCGAGUCAAGACGUGCCCGAUGCCUGGCGAGAUUACCUAAAAGCCAGUCUACCUAAGGGCAAUUGGUUGGCCUUGUGGGACGCCAAUCCUUCGGAUGAGUUAGAUUCGAGGCGUGCUAGCCAGGAUCUCCGACAUGACAGUAGUACCAGUAAUCGUCGGAGCAGUAUGACCAUGGUCGAUGUUUUGUGCUAUAACUGGCAGGAUUUUUCGGCGCGGGUGGCGGUCAUGGAUCCGGAUCUGUCGGGCACAGGUCCAUUUGACGAGAGCCAGUCGUCCGUGAUUAGUUGUCCGGCCUUGGAAGAAGAUGAGUUGAGCGUGCCUUUGAUGGAGCUCUUGGUCAUUCAGGAUGAGGACAAAGCCCGCCAUGAGCUGGAAUUGGCGGCCUACGCUCUCAACCAGUUCCAGUUCUUUCAUCGAUAUCUGUGGCGUCCUUGGGACAAUGAACAGGCUGAGCCCACCAGUGGGCCCGCUUGGUUUCUCACCCACUUGAACCUCCGCUUGGAUUUGUACACUCAGCAUCAGGUCCAGGGCAAUCGCAGUCCCAUUUGGGUUCGCACUCAGGCCUUGAUUCGCGAGUAUACCGCCCUCAACCACGAAUGGAAUGACCUUCACGCCCAACUGGAUGCAUCCCAUGACCUGGCGUUAGAAGACCUGGAGCCCUCGUUCACUCAUCUCGAAUUGAAAAUGAUGGAGAUUCGGAGACAAGGCGAUCUGGUGGAGAAUCUGGCUCGUCGGGGCAACCUCCAACGAGCCCAACUCCAAGAACUCCGACGGAAACGAGAUGUGGGGGUCACGGUGUGUCAUAUCGUGCGAAAUGACCAAUCCACCUCAGCGCUGUUUGACCUUUUGGAACGGGCCAAAUCGCAAGCCUUCAUCCACGAAGACACCGUGCUCAAGUUCUACUCUAGUCCGGACCAGGCCAUCGAGCAUUGCCUCAUGGGGGAUAUGGUUCUCUUCGCGUCGGGUUCGUACGGCAUUCUGGAAUUGGGCGAGCUCAGAUUGGGCGGGACCAUCGCCGGAUUGGGCGACCGUCCUAAGGACACAUAUGUGAUUUCCAGCGUUCAGUACGACUUCUUGGACGACACGCCCAACCUGAAAGUGGUCAACCUGACCUUGAUCUGCGACACUUGA